Messenger RNA from Hydractinia symbiolongicarpus, 1857 nucleotides. RefSeq lists its product as uncharacterized. The transcript has 3 exons. The record is from RefSeq and is a predicted model, not a curated record. Bases 1 to 1857 code for a protein of 618 amino acids. NCBI's taxonomy places the organism in Eukaryota, Metazoa, Cnidaria, Hydrozoa, Anthoathecata, Hydractiniidae.
AUGCCGGGGUACCAAUUUAUCUACAAAAACCGUACUAAAGGUGUAGGAGGGUGUAUAUAUCGACCCCCUGAUUCAUCAAACUACUUACCAAAAGAUUUUAACAAGUUUUUCAAGGACAUGUUAAUCAAAGUGAAUACUCUCUCCAUGGAAACGUUUCUCUUGGGUGACAUAAACGCGAAUUACAACGUUAAAUCUUCUCAUAAAGAACUAAAAGAGAUAAUUAAGUCUCAGGGAUUUUAUCAAAUAGUUGAAAAAGCAACACGAAUAACAGCUGAAACCAAAACGCUAAUCGAUGUUAUAUUGACCAACAAAAGAUCAAAUGUAAAAGUUACGGACGUCAUCCCAUUAAGUUUGAGCGAUCACGAUUGUGUUUUAUGUGUCACAAAAAUUAAUCAUAAUAAAAUUCCACAUCGCACUAUCAAAUGCAGAAAUUAUGCGAAAUACAACCACGAAGAUUUUCAGGAAGACCUACGAUCACGUGACUGGUCCCGUUUGUAUAUGAUGACAAAUGUUAAUGCGGCUUGGCUUUACUUUAAACAGAUUCUUUUUCUGAUAUUAGAUAAACACGCUCCAACCAUUGAAAAACGGGUGAAAGGUAAACGUUGCCCUUGGUUACCAAAUGACAUCAAGAAAGACAUGAACACUCGAGACCAGCUUCUCCGUAAAGCGAGAAAAUCCAACAAGGGAUCUGACUGGUCUGCAUAUAAAACAUUAAAAAAUCGUUGCAACAACAGAAUAAAAUAUGCUAGACAGAAGUAUCAUAAAAAACUCAAACAAGCUGCAUUUCCAUUGCAAAAUUUCAUCUGGAAGAAACCUAAGCAGUACGACCGCAGAACUGACAAAACCUUUAAGUUUGAAUACGUUAGCAAACUGUUUGUAGAAAGAGAAUUACAAUCGUUGAAACGUAAAAAAGCUGCUGGAUGGGAUAAUCUGCCACCGGGUAUUUUGAAAGAUGCAGCGACAGUUCUGUCAGGCCCCCUUGCGCAUAUCAUUAAUCUAUCGCUACAAACUGCUACGGUCCCAACAGAAUGGAAAAUUGCCAAAGUAACUCCAAUUUACAAAGGAGGCGACACAAAAGAUUGUGGUAAUUUCCGCCCAAUAUCUGUAUUACCUGUUCUGUCCAAAAUACUGGAAAAAGCUGUACACAAACAACUUAUCGAUUAUCUGGAAAAUCACAAGCUUUUAUCAGAACACCAGUUUGGAUACAGAAGACGCAGAUCCACAGAGCUCGCAACAAUGUUACUAGCUGAUAGUAUCCGUAAAGAAGUUGAUAAUGGUAACCUAGUCGGUGUGCUGUAUAUCGAUCUUUCAAAAGCAUUCGAUACGCUCAACCAUCCAGCUCUUCUAGAAAAGUUAUCAUCAUGUGGUAUAAAUGGUACAACUCACGAAUGGUUUAGUGACUACCUUUUUAAUAGAAAACAAAUGUGUGUAGUUGAAAAUUCCAAAUCUGACUUGAUGAGUGUGACAUGUGGAGUGCCUCAGGGGUCAAUACUAGGACCGUUACUCUUUCUGGUGUAUUUCAAUGACCUCAAUGAAUGUCUAAAAAAUUCAAUCGACAUCGAAUUUGCUGACGACACAGUCAUAUACAUAGCGGGAGCAAACAAAUGUAUUAUUGAAAAUCUAUUAAACAACGACUUGAAAAAUGUAUCUUCGUAUUUUGAAGAAAAUGGUCUUGUCAUCAACCUGAAAAAAGGCAAGUCAGAGUCAAUGUUAUUCGGCAUAUCUAAAAAACUGACCAAAUGGGGAGAUGAAUUGUCAUUGUACUACAACGAAACACCUAUUCCAGCCACCAAAGAAUACAAGUACCUAGGAACAAUCCUCGACAACACCUUAUCACUGAACAGCAAUUUCAAUUGA